This is a messenger RNA of Microsporum canis CBS 113480, 783 nucleotides long. RefSeq names its product BTB/POZ domain-containing protein. The coding region runs from base 1 to 783 and encodes 260 amino acids. The transcript is spliced from 3 exons. Gene Ontology annotation, molecular function: protein binding. Lineage: Eukaryota; Fungi; Ascomycota; Eurotiomycetes; Onygenales; Arthrodermataceae. The record is from RefSeq and is a predicted model, not a curated record.
AUGGUGAAAAUGAAGAAGAGCAAGAAAACACUCUCAAACACCGAAUCUACCACUAAAAUCGAACCAGAGUCUGAGAUAGCUAGGGGAGAAAGUAUGGAGAAAGAUGGGCGGACCGUUUUCCAUGAAAGCCUUACAAGCUACUUCGUCUCGUCCAAGUUUUCGGACCUUGUGAUCACGACGGUUGACCAGCAACAUAAGGUCCACAAGCUUGUGGUAUGCGGCCAAUCUGAGGUUUUUUCUCGGAUGCUCGAUCGUGACUGGAAGGAAUCAUCUGAGAAUACCAUCGAGCUCGGAGAUGACGACCCUCGUGCCAUUGAAGCAAUGAUCAGUUUCAUGUACAAGUUCGAUUACCGCCAAACGGGUGGAGAGGCCUCUUCAAUGCUCUUUGAUGCAAAGGUGUUUGGAGUGGCCGAAAAAUACGGUAUCGCUGCGCUUAAAAUUUGCGCACAGAAUAAGUUCAAAGUGGCCAUACAAAUUGGCUGGAAUACGGAUGAAUUCCUAGAUGUCAUCGCGGAGGUUUACAAUGAAAUCUCUUGCGCAAACCGCACCCUUCGAAUGCUGCUGGUAACUGUUUGCUACUAUAAUAUCCGAGAACUCUUCAAGAAAGACCACUUCAAAGUGCUGCUGGAGGACAUAGCUGGGUUCGCAGCAGAUGUCAUCCACCUUUUAAUAUCCAAGUUGCGUGAAUACGCAUGCCCCUUCUGCUCUGCCAGACUGAAAGGCCCAACUGGCACCUGUUCUACCUGCGGCAGAUAUCAUCAGAAUAUAUCUCCGCUUGAAUGA